AUGCCUUUUCUUAUUGUUGUGUCCACCGUAGGUUCCUGUGUUGUUCGCGAUGCCACAGGGAACGUUAACAACACCUUUGUCACUGAGCUGACAAACUGCACUACUGCAGCUUGCAAACUGAACUAUGACUUCUCAUCCUGUGAGUCAGGCUGUCAGUAUGGGCUGAUGAACAAUUUUCAGGUAAUGAGCAUGGUGUCAGGAUUUGCGCCACUGAUCUCUGCAGGUAUUUUUUCAGCAACUCUGUCAUCUGCAUUAGCAUCUCUUGUGAGUGCACCUAAGAUCUUCCAGGCUUUGUGCAAGGACAGCAUUUAUCCAGGAUUUCAGAUGUUUGCUAAAGGCUAUGGGAAGAACAAUGAACCACUGAGAGGAUAUAUUCUAACAUUUUUAAUUGCUCUUGGAUUCAUACUUAUUGCUGAACUGAACGUCAUUGCUCCAAUUAUUUCUAAUUUCUUCCUGGCCUCAUAUGCCUUGAUUAACUUCUCUGUGUUCCAUGCUUCUCUUGCAAAAUCCCCAGGUUGGCGCCCUGCUUUCAAAUACUACAACAUGUGGAUUUCGCUUGUUGGAGCUAUUCUGUGCUGCAUUGUCAUGUUUGUCAUCAAUUGGUGGGCAGCACUUCUCACAUAUGUCAUAGUCCUUGGACUGUACAUUUAUGUCACCUACAAGAAACCAGAUGUGAACUGGGGAUCCUCAACCCAAGCCUUGACUUACUUGAAUGCACUACAGCAUUCUAUUCGGCUCUCAGGAGUGGAAGAUCACGUGAAGAACUUCAGACCUCAGUGCUUAGUUAUGACAGGUGCUCCAAAUGCACGUCCAGCUUUGCUUCACCUUGUCCAUGCUUUCACCAAGAAUGUGGGCUUGAUGAUCUGUGGCCAUGUGCAUAUGGGUCCCCGGAGACAAGCCAUGAAGGAACUGUCAACUGAUUUGGCUAAGUAUCAGCGAUGGCUAAUUAAAAACAAGAUGAAAGCUUUCUAUGCACCAGUGCAUGCAGAGGACUUGAGAGAUGGAGGACAAUACUUAAUGCAGGCUGCUGGUCUGGGUAGAAUGAGACCUAACACCCUUGUUGUUGGAUUUAAGAAAAACUGGAGACAAAGUGAUAUGAGAGAUGUUGAAACCUACAUCAACUUAUUCCAUGAUGCCUUUGAUGUUCAGUUUGGUGUAGUUGUCAUUCGCCUGCAGGAGGGCCUGGACAUUUCUCACCUUCAGGGCCAAGAAGAGUUACUGUCAUCCCAGGAAAAAUCUCCAUGUACCAAGGAUGUCAUAGUAAAAGUGGAUUACAGCAAGAAGUCUGAGACAGACACUUCUAUAGCUUUUGCUCCAGUAUCUGGUGAAAGAACUUCUGGUCUGCAUAAAGAGGAGAACGAGGAUGGAAAGGCUCCAACAACACAACCACUGUUGAAAAAAGAUGCAAAGAGUACAUCUCCUCUAAACUCGGCUGACCAAAGUCUUCUUGAUGCCAGUACUCAGUUUCAGAAGAAACAAGGCAAAAGCAAUAUUGAUGUCUGGUGGCUCUUUGAUGAUGGAGGUUUGACACUGUUGAUUCCUUACCUUAUUACAACCAAAAAGAAGUGGAAGGACUGCAAGAUCAGAGUGUUCAUUGGAGGAAAAAUAAACAGGAUUGAUCAUGACAGAAGAGCGAUGGCUACUUUGCUCAGCAAAUUCCGGAUAGACUUCUCAGAUAUUACGGUUCUUGGGGAUAUUAAUACAAAGCCAAAGAAAGAAAAUAUUGCAGCUUUUGAGGAAAUGAUAGAGCCCUUCCGACUUCAUGAAGAUGAUAAAGAACAAGAAGUUGCAGAUAAAAUGAAGGAGGAUGAACCCUGGAGGAUAACAGAUAAUGAACUUGAGCUUUACAAAACAAAGACUUACCGACAGAUUAGGCUAAACGAGUUGCUGAAAGAACAUUCAAGUACAGCUAAGAUAAUUGUCAUGAGUUUGCCGGUUGCACGAAAAGGAGCAGUUUCUAGUGCGCUGUACAUGGCCUGGUUAGAAGCUCUUUCUAAAGAUCUGCCACCCAUUCUCCUCGUCCGUGGGAAUCACCAGAGUGUUCUCACGUUCUAUUCCUAAGAGUACUGCAAAUAGGACAGCUGUGAUGAAAUGGUACUUCAGUGCCCAGCGGAGAGUGACUGACAUGGUCUAUAGUUCAUUAACAUCACAAAGGCAAAAAGUGACUCUUCUUUCACUAUUUCACUGACUUGAAAGCACACAAGGAAAGUCACUGUAUUUCUAAAGUUGUGACAUCUUCAGUUUUAUUCUAUAUUUUCUGUAAUUUAAUCUUGCUUAAUGGGGGAGGAUUCUUUGUUAGACUGAAGAACAAGACAAGCUUUCUGUUUGCUAUUUGAAUAGCAGCAAUAAAAUGUAUUUUUGCUCAAUGAAAGGAUUAUAGAUUUAUAAAAGCCUUUUAGCCUUGAGGUGCCUUCUGAAAUUAACCAAAUCUCACCCAUACAUCCUAUUUUGUAAAUUUAUAUAGAAUGUCAAAAUCUGCCUUCAACUAAGAGUUUAGAUCAGACUUCCUUUGGUUUCUAGUCUCUUCCAUAUUACGAUAAAAAUGAAUGCUGCUUUUCA
Acanthisitta chloris (rifleman) is the source of this 2559-nucleotide messenger RNA. RefSeq names its product solute carrier family 12 (sodium/potassium/chloride transporter), member 2 (gene SLC12A2). Gene Ontology annotation, molecular function: ammonium channel activity; sodium:potassium:chloride symporter activity. Lineage: Eukaryota; Metazoa; Chordata; Aves; Passeriformes; Acanthisittidae. The transcript is spliced from 18 exons. The record is from RefSeq and is a predicted model, not a curated record. Bases 1 to 2061 code for a protein of 686 amino acids. Gene Ontology annotation, cellular component: membrane. Gene Ontology annotation, biological process: cell volume homeostasis; sodium ion transmembrane transport; chloride transmembrane transport.